ACCUGGUAUAAAUAUGACGUCAGGACUAUGGCAAUAAUUGUUUAGUUCUCGUUCUGAUCGCAUCUUAGUCGCAUUAUUUGUAGGGUAUCGAGCUUAUUUUCUAUUGACAAAAUAGUCCUAAAUAGUGGUUGAUAAUGUCAGCAAAGAAAGGAAUUCUAGAGCGUCUUGAUGCCGGUGAAGUCAUCAUUGGUGACGGCGGAUUUACUUAUGGUCUUGAGAAGCGUGGCUACGUCAAGGCAGGCCAAUGGACACCAGAAUGUGUCGUUGAGAACCCAGAAGCGGUUCGUCAGCUUCACCGCGACUUCCUCCGUGCUGGCGCUGACGUCAUGCAAGCUUUCACAUUUUCCAUGCAGGAUGAUCCUGUAGAGAUUGAUGGCCGAUUAAUAACGUGGGAUGAGAUCAACGAGGAUGCCUGUAAACUAGCAGUCGAUGUGGCUAAAGAUAGUCCUUAUGCAGUGUCGUCGGGCUCCCUGUGUGAAACAGGCCGGGCGUUCAAGAGCGGUAAAGUAUCAAAAUCUGAAAUACAGCAGAAAUUCCAGCAGCAAGUGGAUAUCUUUAUGAAACAUGGCGUGGACUUUUUGAUUGCUGAGUAUAUAUCCCACGUCCAAGAAGCAGAAUGGAUGGUGGAGGUCAUGAAAGACAGCGGUGUCCCCACUGCUGUUACCAUGGCGAUCAGUAGUCAAGGUGACAGACAUGGCAUAUUACCCGCAGAGUGUGCUAUACGCCUUGCUCGAUCUGGUGCUGAUAUCAUUGGUGUUAACUGUCGGUUUGAUCCCGAGAUAAGUCUACAAACCAUGAAACUGAUGCAAGAAGCUGUGAAGAAAGAAGGUCUAAAAGUACAUUUUAUGGUCCAACCAGUUGGUUACUGGACACCAGAAGCUGGUCCAAAUGGUUUUACAAGUCUUCCUGAAUGCCCAYUUGCGUUAGAACCACGCAUGCUCACACGGUUUGACUGCCAAAAGUUUGCUCGUAAAGCGUACGACAUGGGAAUAAGGUACAUCGGAGGUUGUUGUGGAUUUGAACCCUACCAUAUACGAGCCUUGGCUGAAGAGCUGGCACCUGAACGAGGCCGUUUCCCAAUAGCAAGUGCCAAAAGUUCCCCCUGGGGAGAGGCCCUGAAAAGCCACUCUGAGCCACACGUGAGAGUGAAAACUAAUCGUGAAUUCUGGGAAAAUCUCCAACCUGCUUCUGGUCGACCUUACGCGCCUGCAUAUUCAGUGACUUCCGAUAGUUGGAAGACAAAAAAGAAUUACUGAAAUAAAAAGUUAAGAUAAG
Exaiptasia diaphana is the source of this 1275-nucleotide messenger RNA. RefSeq names its product betaine--homocysteine S-methyltransferase 1-like. The coding region runs from base 135 to 1256 and encodes 373 amino acids. The record is from RefSeq and is a predicted model, not a curated record. Lineage: Eukaryota; Metazoa; Cnidaria; Anthozoa; Actiniaria; Aiptasiidae. Gene Ontology annotation, molecular function: zinc ion binding; betaine-homocysteine S-methyltransferase activity. The transcript is spliced from 9 exons.